Strongyloides ratti is the source of this 795-nucleotide messenger RNA. RefSeq names its product Transposase, ISXO2-like domain-containing protein. NCBI's taxonomy places the organism in Eukaryota, Metazoa, Nematoda, Chromadorea, Rhabditida, Strongyloididae. The transcript has a single exon. The coding region runs from base 1 to 795 and encodes 264 amino acids. The record is from RefSeq and is a predicted model, not a curated record.
AUGGCUUCAAUUCCACCAAUGAUAUCUUUAAUAAACAUUUUCUUUGACGAGGAGACAGCUCUCAAGUUUCUCCAAAAUGAGAAAAUUAUAAAAAAAGAAAUGGAAUGUCCUGCAUGUGGAAGCCCAACUUCUUUUCAAAGGGCGAAACUUCUUUUUAAAUCCACCCAAAUAAGCUGCAGAAAAGCCGUAAAUGCCAAGAAUGGAACGUUUUUUGCUGACCAACGCCUUUCUUUUGGUAAGAUUCUUCACAUGGCUUACCUAUGGUUGUUGAAGACUCCAGUACCCUUAAUAAUAGGUCAAUGUGAAGUCAAUAGUACAACUGUCUGCUCAUUCUUAAGCUAUUUCCGUCAACUUGUAACGGAUGCUUUGGAAACCGAAGAAUGUGUUGUCGGUGGAGAAGGCAUUGUUGUGGAAAUAGAUGAAACCAAGAUGGGUAAACAGAAGUACAAUAGGGGGCAUCCUGAAGAUGGAGUCUGGGUUGUUGGCGGUGUAGAAAAGACGAAGGAAAAACGCGUUUUCUUUGUUCCUGUUGAAAAACGAGACAGUGAUACGUUUCUUGACGUCAUAAAGAAGCACGUUGCACCUGGGUUCAUUAUUCACACUGAUCUUUGGGAAGGUUACAAUGAAAUUGAAAAAAAAUUGGGAUUCAAACACUAUACGGUAAACCAUAGUGUAAGUUUCAAGGGUCCAAAAACUGGCAUUCAUACGAACACCAUCAAAGGGACAUGGAAUGGCUUAAAACUAAUGAUUCCGGCACAAGAAAGGACUAAAAAGGACAUGAGAGUGCGUCUGUAG